Xiphias gladius (swordfish) is the source of this 4699-nucleotide messenger RNA. RefSeq names its product sodium- and chloride-dependent GABA transporter 2-like. The record is from RefSeq and is a predicted model, not a curated record. Gene Ontology annotation, biological process: sodium ion transmembrane transport. The coding region runs from base 436 to 2271 and encodes 611 amino acids. Gene Ontology annotation, cellular component: membrane. NCBI's taxonomy places the organism in Eukaryota, Metazoa, Chordata, Actinopteri, Istiophoriformes, Xiphiidae. The transcript has 15 exons.
UAACGAUAUCCUGAAACCAUCACAGGUGUAGCCGUCGAUUGAGCCAGAGCCAAACCUACACAUGAACCCUCGUGUUAAUGUAAUUGUUUUGGCUUCAUGGGCGUAUCAGUGAUAGUGAGAGGGGGUUUGUGAAAGCCUUGUUACAUCAGUGUGUGUGUGUUCACAUUGGACACUAGACACAACAAGAGCCAGAAGUAUCUUGUUAGUCAACUAGAUCAUGUGCCUCACACAAUGUCAGGAGACUAAAAGUCCUCGUUCAGAUGCACAAGCCGAAAUGGGCCAAAUUUAGGCUUUGAGUGUGCUGCGGAGUACAGAUAAAGGACUCACGCCCACGUUAGUUCGACCUUGAGACACACAUCUCAGAUAAGUGAGGCAGCAGGGCAAACUGUCAGAAAAAUACACCCGCAUUCUGGUCAGUCAAUCCCAGCUGCGAAGAUGGGUGUGUGUGUGUCUCUCCCUGAACCAGUCAUGGCUGACCAGCUGCCUCCACAGCAAGGGGACCCGCUGCUGAACAAGCUCCCCCAAGGGAACCUCCUCAGUGGGAAAGAAGCCACCAAAAAGGGUCUGUAUGCCAGAGGCCAGUGGGCUAGUAAGACUGAGUUUCUCUUGGCCGUGGCGGGGCAGAUCAUUGGCCUGGGAAACGUCUGGAGGUUCCCUUACCUCUGCUACAAGAAUGGAGGAGGUGUGUUCUUUAUACCUUACCUGUUGUUUCUGGUGCUGUGCGGCAUCCCCCUCUUCCUCCUGGAGACCUCGCUGGGACAGUACACCAGCCUGGGAGGUGUCAGUGCCUGGAGGACUAUCUGCCCACUAUUUGGAGGUCUUGGUUAUGCCAGCCAGAUGAUGAUCCUGCAUGGUUGCGUGUACUACAUCGUCAUCCUGGCCUGGGCUCUCUUCUACCUGUGCAACAGCUUCCAGACAGAGCUGCCCUGGUCGCACUGUAACAACACGUGGAACACUGAGGCGUGUGUCUUGUUUGAGCACCACAACCAGACAGCCAACGCGAGCAGCCUGCCUGAGAACACCUCUUCCCCCGUCAUCGAGUUUUGGGAGCGGGAGGUGCUCCGCCUGUCCAGCAAUUUAGACGAGCUGGGUCCAAUCAGCUGGAAGCUGGCUCUGUGUCUGGCAGUCGUCUGGCUCGUCUGUUACUUCUGUGUCUGGAAGGGAGUCAAGUCCACUGGAAAGGUGGUGUACCUGACAGCCACCUUCCCAUAUGUCAUGCUGUUUGUGCUGCUGGUGCGUGGUGCCACUCUGCCUGGAGCGACCCAGGGCAUCAUCUACUACCUCAAACCCAACGCCACCCGACUGGCAGACCCACAGGUAUGGAUGGAUGCAGGUACCCAGAUAUUUUUCUCUUAUGGAAUCUGCCUGGGAAGUCUCACAGCCCUGGGCAGUUACAACAAAUACAACAACGACUGCUAUAAGGACUCUUUCCUACUGUGUCUCCUGAACAGCAGCACCAGUUUCCUGGCAGGUUUUGCCAUCUUCUCGGUGCUGGGCUUCAUGGCUGAGGAGCAGGGCGUGGACAUAAGCACCGUGGCCCAGUCAGGGCCUGGCCUUGCCUUCAUCGCCUUCCCCAGAGCUGUAGCCAUGAUGCCUCUACCCCAACUCUGGGCCGUCUGCUUCUUCCUCAUGAUCAUCAUGCUGGGGCUGGACACACAGUUUGUGAGUCUGGAGGCCCUGAUGACGUCGGUAACUGACCUGUACCCUCAUUUGAUCAGACGGGGUCACCGGCGAGAGCUGCUGCUGCUGUUUGUCUGCGUCGUCUGCUACCUGAUAGGACUGGUCAUGGUCACGCCGGGAGGUCUGUAUGUGUUCCAGAUCUAUGACCAUUUCUCCUGCAGUGGAGCCAGCCUGCUGCUCCUCUCCAUCGUCCAGUCUCUGGCCAUUGGCUGGGUCUACGGAGCCGACCGCUUCAGUGCCAACAUCAGGGAUAUGACCGGCUACAGCCCCUUGCCUGUCUUCAAGCUGUGCUGGAAAUACCUGACCCCAGCUGUGUGCACUGCUACCUUUGUGUUUUCCCUGGUGCGUUGGUCUCCGUUGAACCUGGGGAAAGGCCUGGUCGCUCCAGUCUGGGCCACCACGCUGGGCUGGCUCCUUACCUUGUCGUCCGUCUCCCUACUUCCCAUCUGGGCCAUUUAUGCCCUGGUCACCACCCCGGGAUCCCUGCCACAGCGCUUUCUGCUUCUGCGCUGCCCUGCCAAAACCUCGGUGCUCCCCCACAGCCCUGCACUGCCUCUCACUGUGAAACCAAAGGAGCCAUCACUGAAAUAACCCAGCAUCAUGUGAUCUGAUGAUAGUGAGCGACAAUGUAACACUGGAUGAUGCUCAGCCCAUCAGGUGUGGCAAAAGGGAAAAUGGUAGAAAAAAGCUAGGAAUAAACCCCACUUAAAAUCUCCACUCAAGGACAACUUAUUCUGUGGCUUUCAGCCAUAUCUUAUGGUCUUCAUCAGCAGAUGGAGUUUACUCGGUUUUCAUGGAUCUAUAGAUGUUCAAAUAGUCCAAUAUUCUAAGCACCUCUAGGACUUCUUUUCCAUUUAGGCUUAAAAGUUUCGGGAAGCUCCAGAACAAGCGAAAUCGUUUUAGUUUGGUUUUAGUUUUGUUUAUAUGCAUAUAUUUAUAAUUCAAACAGUACAUCUUCUCGGACACACUGUUAGUUUUGCUCUCUGUGAGGUUGGAUCGUCCCACUUGGGUAGGAGGUGUGGGCUCAGUCUCCUUCAGAGGCUCUAGCCCUGAACUGGGACACAGCUUGCUUUAUCUCUAAGACCUGCCUCACCCCCUGUUACUAGCUACUAGAGUUGGUUAUUGUAAAACAGCACACACUCCUUUUAUCUCAAGAAUUUUAUCUGCUUAAAAUCUCCAGCUUCUUUUUUUUUUAAUUUACCAGUUUAAUCAGUGUAUUUCAUCACAGCCCCUUUAGCCAUCCAAGGCCCAAGACACAGCUAAAUAGUAAAUUAGCCUGUGCCUGUAUUCUCUGAGAGAUCACCAACCGAGUUAGCAUGUGUGCUAAGCUUAGAUUCUCCGCUUAAUAUUCCUGUCUUGUUGCGUUUGAGAGCAGGUAUUAUUCGAAAUGACUCUGAGUCAGACAUGUUUUAUACAGUGAUUUGUCAGGACGUUUUGGAUGUGCUUCACCCUCUGUGAUCACCAUAUCACAGAGUUUGAAUGGUUCACUCUACGCCUUACAGCCAGAACAAGUGGUGCUAAUUCAAGAGUUACAUUAACCAAAUGCCACUUUUUACUGCCACUAUAUCGAGUGCUCCACUUGAUAUCAUUGUUAACUCCUUAUCACUGAUAAAAGGAAAUGUGCAGUAACUGUUUACAUCCACUGCACAUACUAUAUUUGUCUUUGUAAAAAGGGGGAAGCAAAGUUGUUUGUGUCUAUUGUACGCUGCUGUCGUUUUAGGUACAGUUCCUGCAAAAGUAAAAGGCAUUAUUAGCACGUUUUUGCACUAUUACAAAAAUUACUAUCAUUUAUCAGGCUGAGAAACAUGCAAUCAUAGUAUCUGAAUCAGCAUAUAUUAACUCAUUAUUACAAAAAUGCUGCUGACUAACUGUAUUUAAACUGCAAAAUAACUCAUGCAAUUCCCGUGUGAUUCUCUUUGUAGAGUGUAAAAAUUACAUCUAUGCAGUGAAGAGAUGGUUAUAUUUUUUUAAAAGAAUGUACAGUAUGUGAAAAAUAAUGGAGAAAUAUGUUAUGAAAGAAAAUAAGACAAAUGUUUUUAAUAAUUAUAGAAAUGUGUAAAAUUCACAAUGUUUCUUACAUAUAUCACUUCCAGUUCUGGCAAUACACACUGCUACAUUUACUUUUACUUUCUUGCUUUUUUCAUCACCAUGAUGUCUCUCCAGUGUCUCAAUGGGGGAAAUCACCAUUGACUUACUGUACUUGUAAGUCUUGGACAGCAUGUACUCUUCACUGGGAAAACUUAGGGACGAGGAAUAUUUCUUGAGCGGGUGUGAUGUGUUUAAUAAGUUUGAAGAUAAACGAGUCAAAGUCCUUCGUUUAAAACUUGAAAGUGCUGUUUUUCAGACCUGCAUCAAAGUUUUUUAUUUUUAUUUUUUUUUUUUUUAUUUUUUAAACCCUUUCAAACACUCCUCUGACAUUAAUUUAACGAAACACAAGGUGCUAAACCCAUCUGGUGUCUUUUGAAAGGCUUUCAUUUACUUCAAAUUGAUUCAAGUGUGUUAUCAUCUCUGUUUACAGGUGUAUUCAUGUACCUCCAUAAUUUGAAAACGGGCAACUUUCCUUUUGUAUAUGUAUCAUUUGUCUCUUUUCUAAAUGAAUGUAUAUACAUUAUGGAUAAAAGUUUGCGUUGACUGUGUUAAUUUCUUGCAGAAAGAAGUUGUGUCUGUGUGUGUGUGUGUGUGUGUGCGUGUGUGUGUUUUCCCUAUAACAGACCUGUGGUCGAGGAUGGCUGUCACUCAGGAGACAAUGCUCUCUCCCCUGGCACCAUGGUAACAGAUGCUGAGAACAUACCUGGUAUCUACCAAGAGGGAGAGAGAGAGUGAACGAAGGAGAGAAAAGAGAGAUGGAGGAAAGACACACGCACACUCCAUCAGCCAUUCAACCGUCACAGGAACAAGCGCUGUGAUUGCUGUUCCCCUCAUCUGAAGCAUUUUCAUCCUGGUGGGAAUUACGGGUUUAACAUCCAUGAAGGGAUAGAAGAAAAGGAUGGGGGGAAGAGAGAGAGCAAGGGAAGGAUGG